AUGUCCGAAGGCAGACAGUCCCCUUCACCGCAGCGCCAAACGGGUGCCCAGGUCAACGAUCCUCCCGGUUCCGGGGUACACUCAAAAAACAAGACUUCGGAGCAAGUACAAGACGCAUCCAAGUCACAAUUAGGAAAUUUGUCUUCGAACCCGCGCGGACCGAUGGAAGAUUCACUCGAGAGCAAGUUUUCAAAGGGCACAGGAAAUAAUACAAGUUAG
This is a messenger RNA of Beauveria bassiana ARSEF 2860, 219 nucleotides long. RefSeq lists its product as uncharacterized. The transcript is spliced from 2 exons. The coding region runs from base 1 to 219 and encodes 72 amino acids. Lineage: Eukaryota; Fungi; Ascomycota; Sordariomycetes; Hypocreales; Cordycipitaceae. The record is from RefSeq and is a predicted model, not a curated record.